Messenger RNA from Tarenaya hassleriana, 1205 nucleotides. RefSeq lists its product as uncharacterized. Lineage: Eukaryota; Viridiplantae; Streptophyta; Magnoliopsida; Brassicales; Cleomaceae. The coding region runs from base 80 to 1081 and encodes 333 amino acids. The record is from RefSeq and is a predicted model, not a curated record. The transcript is spliced from 11 exons.
UUCUUAUCCUCCAUCACCAUUUACAAAACGAUGGUGGUGGUGUCGCUGUGAGGACCGUUAAACGAAAGAAGAACACGACAUGGUCUCUCCGUUGUUGCAUCGAACUCCUCCUCCUCCCACUUCUUCUCUCCUUUUUCGCCAUCGGAGAACUAGGGUUUCUUGCUCCUCCUCUGCUCAUGUGUCAUUCAUAAAAAACGUAGCUGUCACCGAACCUCCUCUGCACCUCCAGCACUUGCUUAAUGUUCUUCAAACGAGAGGUGAAACUGUCAUUUCCCCCGGAGCUAAGCAAGGACUAAUCCCUCUCGCCAUCCCUCUUUCACAAAAUCUCUCAGGCUCCGUGACUGCACUGCUCAGGUGGCCGACCGCUCCACCCGGAAUGGAUAUGCCAGUUGUGGAAGUUUGGAGGAACGGAGUCUGGCUUUUAGCUAGAAAUGUAGACGAGUAUAUCCACCGGAUUCUGGUUGAAGAAGAUGCAAAAGAUGGGAGCAAACUGUAUCAUGCUGCAGCGGAGGCAGGCGAGACACUUUACAGAAAGGGUGAUUUUUCUGAAUCUCGAUUAGAAAAUCUCGACAGCUACGUCUUGAAAAAAGUCGGAAUGUUUCCAGAUGUGUUGGAACGGAAAGUAUCACGACAUUUUGAGGAGGGAGAUCAUGUUUCAGCUAUGGUGACAGGAGAAUUCUACACAAAGAAUGCCCUCUUCCCCGGAUUCGGACGGCCUUUUGUGUAUUACGCAAACAUCCUGCUGANGGUAGGCCGGAGCUCAGAGGCAAAAGACGCUGCUAGGGUUGCGUUGAAAUCACCAUGGUGGACUCUCGGAUGUCCUUACGAGGAGGUUGCUAGUAUUGCGCAAUGGGAGGAUGAACAGAUCGAAUACAUGAAGGAGAAAGUUAGUGAAGAGGGUCGUCGAGAGGAUCUCAAGAAAGGAAAAGCUCCAAUCCAGGUUUCUUUGGACGUGGCGGCUUUUUUGUUGGACUUGGCCUCCAUUGAAGGAACUUGGUCUGAUUCUGUAGACCAGAUUGCUGAAUGUUAUGCGGAGGCUGGACUCCAUGAAAUUGCCAGGUUCAUUUUGUACAGAGACUGACACUGAAUAUCAUCCAUUAGAACUUCCUGCAAGUUUCUUUUACAAUUCAUUGUCAUUACACACUGUAAAUUGUUCAAAACAUCGAGUCACAAACUAGUAAGCUUCAAGCCUGAGUUGUGGAUUA